AAAAAGAAAUUAAAAAAACCUAGUAAAGAAUGUUGCAGAGUUGCUAUGGCGGCGUAGGUAAACAAGCGACAAGGCAGGCUGUCACCGUGACAACGGGUACACAAGGAGCUAGAAGGCAGGGAGAAAAUGAAUGAAAGAGCAGAGUGGAGAGAGAAAAUGAAAGAAAGAGCAGACGAGGGAAACAAGGAGGUUUCCUCAGAGGAGGAGGAGAGGAUUGUUGAGGAGGAAUGUGAAGAGGAGAUGAGGGAGGCUGCCCUUUCCGCAAUUUCCAUAAGGACACCUACCCCGUCCAAACAGAUUGUCCCCAAAACCCCGGAGGCAGUGGAUGACUUCCUGAGGAACUUUCUGCGAAGGGCCGGUCUGAACCAAACUCUGAAUGUCUUUGAGCCUGAAUGGUACGGAUCAGCUCAAAAGCUCCUGAGCGAAACUCUAAGGACGUCAUGGACAGGCGUCUUCAUUCCUGAUGCUCUCACACACAGGCAGCUCCUCCAGAGGGAGCUGGAGACGGUACGCAUGGAGACAGACCGCCUCAGACGGGACGUGCUGGUUGCGGGGGAGAGCCUGGUGAGGACACAGAGGGAGAGGGACUUCCACCGGCUACAGCACCGGCGGGUCGCUGAGGAGAAAAACAGGCUCAUCAAGGACUUCAAACAGCUGAAGAAACACCUGGAGUCCUACGAGCCGGUGCUCAGGCAGCUGGAGGACAAAUAUCAAGCAGCCCUGAGGGAGAAAUCGCUCAUCACUUUGGAAAAGGACAGAGUUCGAAACGCCACCGACGCAAGACUGAAUGAGGAGAAAUCCCAAAACCUGAAAGAGAGCAGCAUCAAAAGGAGCGACGGCGGUAAUACAUCACCAACCAAAACCAGACAUCCAAAGGACACAGAGUUUCCUGUCCGCAGCAGGCUGGUGAACCCCCCUCUGGCUCAGGGGACAUUUAACAAAUGGAAAAGCACCUUCAGCCUGUCCUUCUCCUUCGGAGCCCACAAACUUCCUAUCAGCUGCAUUGACCUUCAUCCACAAAAACUGAUCCUCGCCACCGCCAGUGAUGACCGCAGCUGGAGGCUGUGGGAGCUGCUACCCAACGAAGAGAAGGUUGGCCAGAUGCUGACGGGUGAGGGUCAUUCCGAUUGGCUGUCUGGCUGCUGCUUUCACCCUGAUGGAGCUAAACUGGCAACGACCAGUGGAGACUGUACGGUGCGGCUCUGGGAUUUCUCCCUCGGCCGCUGUGUGCUGCCGCUGGCCGGUCACAGUCAGCCCACCUGGGGCUGCUCCUUCCACUGCUGCGGCCACUUCCUGGCCUCCUGCUCCGCCGACCGAACCGCCAAGGUGUGGGACCUGAACAGCCAGCGGUGCAGGCUCACGCUGCGUCGCCACACCGCCUCCGUCAACAGCGUCUGCUUCCUGCCCCUCUCCAACCUGCUCCUCACGGCCUCGGCUGACAAGACCCUCGCCACGUGGGACGCCCGGCUGGGCGUUUGCACUGCCAGCUUCGAUGGACACCAGCACCCGUGCAACCACGCCGCCUUCAGCCCAGCGGCCGACGCCGUGGUGGCGUCCUGCGACACACGGGGCAUCGUCCACCUGUGGGACGUCAGGAAACCUGCGUUUCCGACGGCAACGGUUGAUGCCGGGCCACUGGCCGCCAACCAGGUGGCGUUCAGCCCGUCAGGGAAGACGCUGGCCGUCGCCGGCUCCGACGGUGUGGUCAGGGUGGUGCAGGUGGAUAACGGCGUGACAAGUAGCCUGUCGGGAUCUGGCGAUGGCGUGCAGAGCGUGACGUUCGACCACGAGGGAGAGACCGUGAUGUCAGCGGGGAGAGACGGGGUGAUCAGCGUUUGGGCGGGAAAGUGAGACCAGCUGUUUAUGCUUUGGAUGACGUUCAGUUUCCCAUC
Pungitius pungitius (ninespine stickleback) is the source of this 1892-nucleotide messenger RNA. RefSeq names its product sperm-associated antigen 16 protein. Gene Ontology annotation, molecular function: protein binding. Gene Ontology annotation, cellular component: axonemal central apparatus. The record is from RefSeq and is a predicted model, not a curated record. The transcript is spliced from 3 exons. The coding region runs from base 127 to 1851 and encodes 574 amino acids. NCBI's taxonomy places the organism in Eukaryota, Metazoa, Chordata, Actinopteri, Perciformes, Gasterosteidae. Gene Ontology annotation, biological process: axoneme assembly.